AAUUCAUCCCGCUCCCCUUUAAAAAACAAUACUGCUGCAGGACAAAAAAUCCCAGAUAUAAACAUUUAAUAUGAUAUUCCUCAAAUAUUAUCUCUGGAAAAUCUGAAAUGAAAUUUAUGUAUUGGUACAACAUAGCAAUUUUAAAUUUUACAAAACCUCUGUCUGUGACAUUAUCUUUACACCUUAAAUACUUGAUAAAAUGAAAUUAUGAAAAAGUCAUAAAAGCUUUAAGUCAUAUAUUGCAUGUGCAGUGUGGAAUUAUUAUUGUUGUUAUUAUGGUUAUUGUUAUUAUUAUAGCAGCAAAGCUGUAGCACUGGUAUAGGGUAUAUAUAGGUAUAUAUAUGCACUCUAUCUAGGCAAAAAGCUGUUGUAGUUGCAUUUUAUUGCAUAGAACAUCCAUUUUCUUAAAUAUCUGAGAACUUCUCUUCAGUGUGAUCUCACCCCUUAGAAAUAUUUUCAAGUUCUGCCCUUAGUGUCACACAAACAUCCUGUACCUUUGUGUGACAGCCAGCACAGAAGGACACAUCCACAUUUUAUUUUAAAAAACAGGUGUUUAGUCAUUAGAAUGUAUUUACUCAAAGUUUAGAUUUGCUAGAAAGAAUCCUACCUAUUCAUGGAAUGGUUUUAUUGACAGUGAUUUGUGUUCUGAUCCCACCACUGCUUCUAUCGAGUUGCUGCAUGCUUCCAUGUUCACAAGGGAUUUUUUUAGGCCCAGUGGGUUUUGGGGAGUCGUUUGAAUGGAGAAACCCGUUAUCAGUGAUCCAAAGAUUUCCAUAAUGCUUGGGUGGAGAAGAAGACAAGUCUUGGGUGGUGCUGCCCCUGGAAGCUCUGUUCUGGGGUGGCAUUUUGGGUGUCAGAAUUCUGAGCCGCUCCGAUUCCCUCCCCGCAGGCGCUUCCCCACGGUCGAGCUGCGCGCAGAGACCUUCAACGGCGCCACGCACGUCCCCGUGCCCUCGGACGGCGCCUUCCUCGAGGCCCUGCUCCUGGAGCUGAGGCUGGUGGACGAGCACGUGUUCGUGGAGCAGCGGGACACCUGCACACGCAUCAACCACGCCUGCGUGCACGCCGUGGCCACCGCCGCCGGCGAGCUGUGGCCCGUGCUGGCCUUCCACAGGAGCGGGCUGGUGUACGCCUGCGUGCCGCUGGUGGAGGGCACGCUGGAGCCGCGGCCGCCGCUGCUGACGGUGCGCGGGCUCUCGCAGGGGCUGGCCCUGCUGCUGGGCCUCAUGGACUACGUCUCUCCCAGCAGGAAAAACGAGGCUGAGCUGAAUGCAAAGGUGGGGCAGCUCCGGCAUCUGCUGAUCCAGGCCUGCCCCCUGGGCACCCCCCUGAACACCAACAUCCGCGGCCUGAGCGGCUCCUUGGAGGACAUCCAGGAGAUGCCUGCGGAUAAGGAUCAGCCAGCCUGGAGAUCCAGCGCCUACAAGGGCAAACCUCAGGUCAAUGUCUGCAUCACCGAGAAGGUCAAGUGUAUGCAGUAUGACCAGAGGGAUGUGGUGGACACGUGGCAGGUUUAUGGAGCUGUGAACUGCAAGUGUGACAUCGAGGGGUCUGCACCCAGCGUCACCCUCAGCCUGAGCCUCCCGACGAACGCGCCCCCGCUGCAGGACAUCGUGGUCCACCACUGUGUCACCUCCGUGGACCCUGCCAUGCUGCUGUCCACCAGUGCUGAGCCCCUGCACGACUCUGUGUACAACGGGCCUUACAAAUUCCCCUUCAUUCCUCCCUCAGAGUCCUUCAACCUGUGUUACUACACUUCCCAGGUUCCUGUUCCACCAAUCUUGGGAUGUUACCAACUCGUUGAAGAGGGAUCACAGAUAAAAAUAACAGUUAAUUUAAAGCUCCAUGAAAGCAUAAAGAAUUCUUUUGAGUACUGUGAAGCUCGUAUACCUUUCUUCAACAGGGGCCCCAUUGCUCAGUUAGAGUACAAAGUGAGUUAUGGCCAGCUGGAUCUGUCCCGGGAGAAGAGUCUCCUGGUCUGGGUCAUUGGACAGAAGUUCCCCAAAUCCUUGGAAGUUUCCCUGACUGGAACUUUGUCUUUCGGCACCGCAGGCAAAGAGCACCCGACUGAUUAUGUGUGCACUGGGAACACUGCUUAUGUAAAACUGUAUUUUAGGAUCCCAGACUUUACACUUACUGGAUGUUACGUAGACCAGCAUUCUGUUCAGAUCUUUGUUCCAGGGAAGCCCAAAAUUACUGCCUCCCGGGAACUGAUUUCUUCCGAUUACUACAUCUGGAAUUCCAAAGCACCAGCACCUAUGGUGUACAAGCCCUUACUUGACUAAUGUACUUGGGAAUAAUUUUUAUAUUUAAACAAAGCACAGUGUUAAUGAGAUUUAUGUAAUGAUACUGUAAAUAAAUAUUCUUCAGCACUUUUGCUUUCUGUGUGUUCUUGAAAAUUCCUGUUGAUGGAAAAGAAGAGGUCACUUGUCUUAAAAACAUGAGAUGGGUUUAAAUUGUUGAAUCCUGGCUGACAGCCUAGAGAGGACAAUUUGAAAGCACUUGCUGUGUCUGGUUUUACUUUCCCUUCUAAGUUUAACUGGUACAAAAUACAUCCCUGGUGUCACAGGUACAGACAUUGAGAUUCCCAGUUACUCCCAGUUACU
Messenger RNA from Prinia subflava (tawny-flanked prinia), 2606 nucleotides. RefSeq names its product adaptor related protein complex 5 subunit mu 1 (gene AP5M1). Bases 738 to 2285 code for a protein of 515 amino acids. Gene Ontology annotation, biological process: endosomal transport. The record is from RefSeq and is a predicted model, not a curated record. NCBI's taxonomy places the organism in Eukaryota, Metazoa, Chordata, Aves, Passeriformes, Cisticolidae. Gene Ontology annotation, cellular component: late endosome; cytosol; lysosome. The transcript has 7 exons.